Molecule: messenger RNA, 6636 nt
Organism: Symbiodinium natans
Lineage: Eukaryota; Dinophyceae; Suessiales; Symbiodiniaceae
Source: the annotation of a GenBank genome assembly
AUGUCCUGGAGAGGCUCGCAAGUGCUCCGCCUGGCAACCGUCCAGUGCGGCAGCACAGGUCGGAAUCGACACCAAUGGGGUAUUUGGCAGGGGCAGAGCUUGGCCACACUGGGGGCGGACGUCGCCUUUCUCACGGAGACGGCGCUGCAGAGCGAUGCGCAACACGCGCUAGCGUGCAAAGGCCUGCUUGCCGCUGGCUACCGGGCAGUCAGCCACGGCCGCUCCCCUCAGUGUCCCAGCUCUGGUUCCACCUCCUCCUCCUCCUCAUCUGGGGCCGGCUCAGGCGUCCUCCUUGCAGUUCGGGCAGGCUACUCGGGUGGUUGGAGCGAUGUUUCCAGGCACGCGUCUGGGAGAGCUGUAGCUGCAGUUUUGCAUACUCAAAACGGCCUCAGCCUGAGAGUCGCUGCGAUCUACGGCCCAGUCGGUGCCUGCUUGCCGGACUUUGGUGUCCGCCACGCCGCUGAACAUCAACAGCUACUCAUCGUCGGGGGUGACCUCAACUCCUUCGUGUCCCAAGAGCUUGAUUGUUGGGAGGGCACAUACUCCGUCCGUCCAGCCUCCUUGGCACCUUUCCUUCAGGCACGUGGCUUCCUGGACAUGUUCCGCGUCAGGCACCCUCGACUUAAAGCGUUCACCUUUUUCUCCCGGGCGGGUUCAGCAAGCCGGCUUGACUCCAUAUGGUGGUUGCCAUGCCCAUCCUUGGAAGUUCAUCUUCUCAACGCCUCGAUUCUAUGGAAGUGGGACCGCCGGGUCGACCACGACCCCGUGCUUGCUGAUCUUGCGCUGCAGCUGCCCACGGUGCCAGACACUUCCCCUCCCGCAAGGCCUUGGCGAAACCUGGUGAGUCGACUGGACACUGACCUGCCAUCGGUCAUUUCCUCUCGGGCCGCUCAGCACACUGCACGGUUGUCGCAACUUGCGUCAGCGUUGUCCUCCCUGGAAGAAGAGUGGCGAGCCUUGCCUCAACCGCCCUGCGAAGGCCUGGACGGCUUCCACGGUUUGCCCUCCCUGACUCCUCCGGAAUCUUUCACUCAGCGCGUGCAGUCCACUGUGGACGGCGUGAUGUCGGUUCUUAUGGCCGUCCUUCCCCCAGUGCACCCUACGCACCCUGUGCCAGAGCGGCAACUAGGCCGUCAAGCAGAAGCUUGGCACGCGUGCCUUCUUGAACUCAGGCGCGUUCGAACAGCGGUGCGAGACGCGCUCCCGUCUUCAAGACAUAGCCUCAACCUCGCACGCUUCCCACUUUCCACCGCUGCCACGCUGUGGUCCAAAGCAGUGGACAUGGAAAAUCAUGCCAGGCAGGAUGGCGCUGUUGACCGACCGGGCCUCCCUGCCUGGGAUCUUUUUCUCCGGAAUCGAGUAGAGUGGGCUUCCAGCCUCGGUUUUGACUCGUCCGUAGCCCCUCUGGCAUCAGCACUCGAUGACGAACAGCCGAGGCUUGCUGGCAAUGUUUCUUUGCGUUGGCCUCCAGCCCCCACCUGGACCUCCUUACCCCCUUCGCCCUCUCCGGCACAAUGCCUUCAAUUGCUAGAUGACAGCAUCGCAGAGGCAGCCAAGCGUCAAUCUGCUGUCGCUCAGAGCUCAGUUCGCUCUUCUCGUCAGCUACGCAUAUCCUUGUUGCGUCGAGGCGACGCCAAGGGCUGGGCCUCCCGUAUGCGCCCUGCCUCCUUGCCACAGGCCCGCUACUCUCCAGAGUGGGUCGCGGAUGCUGACGGCUCCCGCCGCCGCCCCUGUAGCACAGGCGACGUGCUUCAGGGAGCCACGCAAGAGUGGUCCAGGCUGCUGCAGCAACCUCCCCAACCAUGGCAGCAUGCCUCCACACUGUCUUUCACUGACGGCAACGGUGCGCGCCGUGGUGCCAUCGAUUUCCUGCAGGUAGGUGCCUCACAUCCAAACAGCGACCUUUCCCGCGUAGGUCUUGCAAUGCUGUCACCUGGGCCAUGGCGGCUCAUCUCCUUCUCAGGGGCCAAUGUGAGCUAUGUGCAACCACAAUGCUUGCGCGUUAGCACAGACACAGGUGCAUGGCUCCUAAGGCUUGAGCAUCAGGAUUGGUGGGCCACCAGGCCGCUCCCCUGCUCAGGGUCACCCCUUAAGGUUCUUUCCCUCGGGCGCCAUCCUGCAAACAGCCUCUCGUUGGAGCACUUUCGUUGGGCACCCUCCCCCAGCGUUUUAGUUCUCCGUUGCCCGGACCCUGUUGACUACAGCUUUGUGGAACGCACGUCCCAGCUCGAAAAGAGCUCCCUGCUUUCCCGCUUCCGUCACUCUCGGCCGGGCCCCAGCGGCUGGAAGGUCUGCUUCAUUGAGGCUUUUCCGGAACCGUUCCGCGACGCUUUCUGGCGCUCCCUCGACCUUCAACGCCUCACCGGCGUAGUGUCGCGCACCUUGCAACAUGCAGACCAAGUUCACUUGGCUAAACCAUCUGGCGGCUGGCGUCCUCUAUCCAUGUUGGAGGAAAACCUCAAAGCCAUAGAGGCUCCAGUCGCCGAACGCCUGGCGCUAUCUCGUCAUGGCUGGUGCCCUACAGAGCCCUUCUCCGAGCUUAACAGAGCCUACUCCAAGGGCGUGUCUGCUGCAGCCGAGGUACUUUACCUUGAUGCACUCCUCUGUGAAGAUGCUAGGCGAUUCUGCCGUCCCUUCCUUCGGGUCCCGGCCGAUUACGAGAAAUUCUUUAACACGCUGCAGCUCACUCAAAUCGAUGCCGUGCAACAGGGUCGAGGCUUUCCGGAUUCAGUACGCCGCCUGCACCAGGGCCUCUUCCGCACCUUGCAGGUGGCCCUGGAUACCCGUUCAGGUCCCACCGAUCCAGUGCCCUUGACCCGCGGCAUUCCACAAGGAGCUGUGUCCUCUCCAGAGCUCGUCGUGGCUGCGGGGUAUGUGGAUGACAUAGAACACUAUGGCAAUGGGUUGUCCGAUCUUCCUCCCAUCUUGGGCAGCUUCGCCCUGGGCAGCGAAGCUUCGGGUGUUGGCUUUGCCUGGUCGAAGUUCUCGGCUUUUGCGUCUGACUGGGACUCAGCCCUGCCUGCCAUCCAAGACCCGCGCAUCCACCAAAAUGGGGCCACUGUCACCAGUUGGGACAUCUGGGCCGGGGGGCUCCAACACUACACCCUCCCCCGUUCACAAGUGGACCACGUUGACACUCUUUUGGGCAAGCGGGGGACGGUGGCUGACCGCCAUACUUUGGCAGCUCAAGACCUCGUAACCAAGCUAGAAGCCGUUCGUCACCGUCUCGCCUGCAAGUGCUGCUCAUGGGAUGAGGGGCGAGCCAUGAUCCAAUGGAUUCUCGGGGGAUCUCUAGGCUAUGCUCCCCUAGUAGGCCUCCCUUCACCUGCAACCCUCCAUCAGGAAGAUGCAGCUCUGCAUCGCUUGCUCCUCUCAAGUCUGGGUACCCGAGUAACUGCUGAGCGCAUGAGUCUGUCAGCCUCGCGGAGCAGUGGCGGGCUAGGGGUGCCCCUUCUCUCGGAGAUGCUGGUCGCUUCCACUGCCGCUGAUCUCCUUCUCCUACUAAAUGGCAAGUCGUCAGCUUCACUGGUGAGCAGAGACACCCUGCGGCAGGCCUUGCGCAGCUCGCCCCACACACUCCCGAACUUCGCGGGCUUGCUUCUUUCCGCACUCAACCUCCUGGCCGGCUACGGCAUUUACAUCAGCCUCUCCACUGAUCGCUUCGUGGCCAGGAUGCUUGACAAUCUCCGCCCCCCUCCCCCACAUCCCUUGGUUGGCCGCUUUAAGCCAGACGUCUUUGACGCAGCUGCUCGCUACUGCAGGGUGGGCGUGCUAGCUAACUCGGUUCGCCUGGCUUGGGUCUCCUUGGUAGAGCGGCGAAUCCCUAUGGAUUCAUGGCAUGAUGCUGAGGUGUGGGCAGAGUUUCUCCCAGCUCACUCCCCUGUCACUGCAGCCUCUUGCGCUUCUGCGGCCGCUGCAGCCCUCGCCCAGUCGAAUCUGGACUGGCGUACUGAGUGCUCCCUUUUCGGUUUGGAGGUGGUGCCAGACAUCUCGGAAAACUGGCCCCAGUUGGCCUGGGAAGACCCCUGGGACUUGGCCUGCAAUCCCCGUGCCAGAGCCCUCCUCACCCCACUACCCCAUGCGUCGGAUACGUCUGAUAGUGCCAUCUAUGGAGACGGGGGGUUUUCCAAAGAUGGUGCCACGUUUGCCUGUCAAGCCAGGGGCUUUGGGAGUGUUGGUCAGUAUUGGGAGUGCUCAGCAUGGGUUUCUCGGCAGAUCCAGGGUAAGCUUCCUACGCGCUAUGGUUGGGAGUCCUCGACCAUUCACACUGCAGAGUUGCUCUCUUUAGCAGUCUCCCUCCGCUUUCGCCGGGCCGACAACUGGCAUCUCCUGGUUUUUGACAGAAGCGCCCUCUUCGAUUCUCUGCGCACAGCUUCUGCAGGUUCCUUGUCAAAGCUCCUUUCUGCCCCUUCGCUUCACUUGGUGUCGCUGCUGAAGUACGGCUUGGACGACCUCCGCCAUGCCUGGGCCGCGCAAGCCACUCCUCCUUCCUGGAGGCUUCACCAGCUCGCCUUUCCCCAGCACUGGAACGUCCGUAUGCCCCUCAAUGACAAAAUGCGGACCUUCUCACGGAUUGCCUUCGUAGAAGAUGGGGUGGUGGGGCUGGACAUCCGCAGUCACCAGCAGUACACGACCCUGCCCUUCCCAGUCUUCACACAAGGCAAUGAAGCCCAAGACGCAGGCUGCCGUGUUGCGUCCGCCAACCCUUCUCCACCAGACGUACGGUACCCCAGCAGCGGUCCAUUUGCCUGGGCAGCUUUGGAUGGGCGCAUGGUCACGGGCCCAAUUCGCCCAUGCAUUCGGCACAUCCUACGUGCACAAAGUAUCGAAGCCUGGCGUAGUCGGCCUGUCCAAGGGCUUCUGCCACGCUUGUUAGACCAGGUGUUCACCCCCACCCUGGAUGUCUCAAUCUACACACAGUGCAACUUCACUACUGCGUGGUCACGAUGGCUCUUGCCAGCAGACUCCUCCCCGUUAGACCUGUCUGCGAUGGCGUGUCGUCUCCACCGGGCCAUUGGGGGGAGCUGGACAGAACGCCUACAUGCGCAUGCUACUGAAGCCACUGUUGCCUCACAAUGGGCUGCCCGUGUGGAUGAUCCAUCCCACCGUACCUGCCCCUUGUGCCGGCAGGCUCCAGGUACCCCGCGGCACGUAGUUAUGGGCUGUACAGCCCUGGCCCCGCUUGUGAACCUCCUGCGGGACGACAUGGAGAGAGAUUUGGCCGCCAUUGCUGGCUCCUCUCAUCUGCUCGAAGCUGCCCGUCGCUGGCAAACUUCUGUUCAACGGAGGGGCGGUGAACAUCCCCCUUCUCCUCCACCAAGCGUUGUGGAAAGGUGGCCCAUUCUUGCUGCCUGGCGUUGGCUGGUACCCAUUCCAGCAAGGGAGGCCUUGCUCUCACAGGAUGUCGCUGGCAGCAGUGCGGCAUCUGCAAACAAGGAGUGUGGUACUGACCUGGCUUACCGUGGAGUGCUCCCCAAAGCACUGGGGGUUGCAAUCUGCCAUCUCUCGCCAGCUUCUUUGGAGGACCUGGAACUGGAGCAGUUCGCCUCUCUGCGCAACUCUCGCGCUUUGCAAUCUGAAAUUCAGGCCCUCGCCCGCCGGCAACGCCCCUUCCUGCCUGCCGCUCAGUGCUGUCAGCGCCUUGUUGUAGGUCUCCGGUUCAUCCGCAGCGCGUACCAUGCUAGGGUCUCUGUGUGGCUUCGUUUGGCGGAAGCCACCUUGCCGCGGCCUCCCCCCCAAGCCUUGCCUGACGGAGUGGAAGACAACCCAGCUCCUGCUGCAGCAGGCUCCCUUUCCUCCUGGCUUGGGUCUGCGACUGGCACGGCAUUCAUCCAAGAACUGCGAUGGGCUCUCCUCCCACAGCAUGCCGCAACCCAACGCUUGCGUCGGACCGCCCCCUGCCGCCAUCUGCGGGAUGCGACACUGACCCAGCUCCUCCUGGAUAAUGGCGGUGCUUUUCUGACCGCUGGGCAGGCCUCUUGGGGUGCUCAACGUCCCUCCUGGUCAGCAGCUUUGGCGGGUCUGGCGUUGACUUGCAGAUGUCCUCCCGUGGAGCAUCAGGAUCAGGCUUUGGCCUGCUGGCACUGUGGUGGGGUCUCCCUGCCAGUGCACACCCGACCUGCGCUACCUUGCCCCUGGUGCCGCGGCUCGAAUGGCCCGUCCUGUGCUUCAUGCAACGUGGUCAUCCACUUUCGUGGGCGCUGCCGUUGGAACUGCGGUGCGCAUCGUGCGUAUGACACUUCCGCGCUCUCCAACAUCCCUUUUUGCCCUGACUGCUGGCAAACUUGGGCCCAUAGCCUGGCCGCAGCACCUCGCCGCGCUGAUGCUGCGCCUGUCUCAGACCGGCUUCUCCUUCACCUUCGUGGGAUGGCGGCUGCGUGCACCCCCGGCGCUGGGUCCGGGCAAGUGCACUCUACUCCUCUCCCUACCAGGCGGGUCCGACGCUGGCUGCUGCGACGCCUGUCUUCUGAGGGUCACGCCCCGCUCUCUCUGCUACUGCAAGAGCUGCGGCAGCUCGCGCAAGGGGUAGCUGAAGACUGGCCGCCCGUUGUCCUCUCUCGUGCUGUCCGGGCCCUUCAAAAUGAAGGCCUGGCCGUAGUGAACGUAGACUCCUUGGAGUUGCUGCGUCCCGCGUAA